Messenger RNA from Nerophis ophidion (straightnose pipefish), 3068 nucleotides. RefSeq names its product solute carrier family 35 member F2-like. The record is from RefSeq and is a predicted model, not a curated record. Lineage: Eukaryota; Metazoa; Chordata; Actinopteri; Syngnathiformes; Syngnathidae. Gene Ontology annotation, biological process: transmembrane transport. Gene Ontology annotation, cellular component: membrane. Bases 1572 to 2660 code for a protein of 362 amino acids. Gene Ontology annotation, molecular function: transmembrane transporter activity. The transcript has 7 exons.
AACAACAACCGUAGAUUUUACAGUAAAAAAUCUGGCAGCUCAGUCGACGAGACGUGCUUACAUGACACUAGACUUUUAUCAUAAAAAUUACUUACACCGUUUUUCACUUAACAGUACACUGUAAAUGCUAGGGUAAAAUUCCAGUGACUGAACUGCCAUUCUUUUCCCCUGAAAUCCACAGAUUUACAAUGCAUUACUUUACAGGAAAAAACAAGUGUCCAUUUUGCAGUAAUGAAAAAAAGGGACGCUCAGUCAUCAGAAUCUUACUGUAAAAAUAACCAUGGUACCGUUUUUCCAUUUAGAGGUCUUACGUGUAAAAAACACCUUAAAUUUUAUGGUAAGUCUCUUCUCAACUGAGCUGCCAGUUACUGUGACAUUUUUUUAUUUACAGUAAUGUAAAAAUUAUCUGGAGUGUCACCAGAAUUUUAUUGUAAAAUUUACUGCGUUUUUUACACUGGAUUACUGUAAACAGGGAGAAAGUUAUUUUUAAGGUUUUUUUGCAGUGUAUUACUGUAAAUGGAAAAAUAAAACUGGUGACAAAAAUGCCAUAUUUUAAACUGUAAAAUCUAGUGCUAUUUUUUUUACAGUGCAUUACUUAAAAAAAAAUCACGUUAAAACAUUUUUCCAUUUACAGUAAUUUGGAGUAAUAACCACUGUAAAUUUUACAAUAAAAUUCUGGUAAAAAAGCUGCCAGUUUUUUUUACUGUGAAAUCUACAGAUGUUUUGUUUUUGUACAGCGCAUUACUGUACUGUAAAUAACAUUUUUUUUCCACAACUUAAAUCAGUCACCAGUAUUUUACUGUCAAAAAAAAAGUGGGAUUGUUUUUGCCUUUACAGUAAUUUGAUGUGAAAAACACCAUACAUUUUACAGUGAAAUAGUUGUCACCAGACUUUUAUCGGAACAUUUUUGGUGUUUUUUACACUGAAUUACUAUGAAAUGGGCGGGAAAAAAGGUUAUUUUUAGGGUUAAAAUCAGGUGACUGCUACCAUUUUUUUUGUACAGUAAAAAUCUACAAAAAAAUGUACACUCUAAAGUGGGAUGAAUGAAGUCAAUGGUUGCCAAAGUACCACCGCGGGUUGCACAUUUUGCCUCAUUUUUUAUUAGUUUGUGGCAUAUUGGGAGGAUCAAAUUAUACACAAAUAGAGCAAAAAGAGAAAAUAAAGCUUUGCAUUUUAAAUUUAGUGUUUAAUAUUUUUACUAAAUAAAAAAACAAAGACCUGUAAAUAUUUCUACAUAUUCCUGUUAAAAACAUACUUUUUACAUGAAGUUUAAAAAACGGCAUAUGAGAAAGAACUUUGUCAUUAUGGUCACAUUAUGCACGGUCACGCGGCGAUAUGCUGACGUUUGACCUUUGCCGUCCGAGAGCGUCACAGUUAAUGAUUGCUGCCGAGUGAAGACUCGAGAAGGUGCUAGAAGUCCUUCUAGUGCGUCUUCUAGCAUGGCUGCAGCGGCACGGCAGGGUGAGACGUCCCGACCACACAUGGACCUCAGGGGGAGGAUCGCAGAACUUUUCACCUGGUGAGUGACCUCAUCACGCCCUGGUCUUCACCUCUGGAGUGUAAACCUCUGUAUGUGUGUGUGUGUGUGUGUGUGUGUGUGUGUGUGUGUGUGUGUGUGUGUGUGGUGUGUGCGUGACAGGCAGCUGGCCAAGACGCUGGCCAUGGGUCAGGGCCUGGCAGUGCUGGUGUGCGGCACGGCGGUCGCCUCGCAGUACCUGACCUCCGACUUCCACGUGGACACGCCCAUGCUGCAGAGCUUCCUCAACUACGUGCUCCUCAGCGCCACCUACGUUCCCAUGCUGCUCUGCAGACCAGGGGUUGGAAAUCUCUUUCAGAUUGUGAGGAGUCGCUGGUUCAAGUACUUUCUGCUGGGCCUGGUGGACGUGGAGGCCAACUACGCUGUGGUCAGAGCCUACCAGUACACCACCCUCACCAGUGUGCAGCUGCUGGACUGCUUUGUUAUCCCAGUGGUGAUGGUUCUUUCCUACUGGGUUCUGAAGACCCGAUACCGGCCUGUCCAUUACGUGGCCGUGUGCAUCUGUCUGCUCGGUGUGGGCGCCAUGGUGGGGGCUGACCUGCUGGCUGGGAGGGACCAAGGCUCCACCGCCAACUUGCUGCUAGGUGACGGCCUGGUGCUGCUCAGCGCCACGCUCUACGGCGUGUCCAACGUGUGUCAGGAGUACACGGUGAAGAAGCACAGCCGGGUGGAGUUCUUGGGCAUGGUGGGCCUCUUUGGCACCGCCAUCAGCAGCGUGCAGAUGAUCAUCUUGGAGCGCCACCAGUUGGCCGCCAUCCGUUGGAGCUGGCAAGUGGCGCUCCUCUUGGCCGUGUUUGCGUCCUGCAUGUUCGCCUUGUACAGCUUCAUGCCCGUGGUGAUGAAGAAGAGCAGCGCCACCGCCGUCAACCUCAGCAUGCUGACCUCUGACCUCUUCAGCCUCUUUUGUGGCAUCUUCCUCUUUCACUACAGCUUCUCUGCACUGUACCUGGUGUCAUUGGUGGUCAUCCUCAUUGGGUUCACCACCUUCAAUGCUGUGCCCACGCCCACAAGCCCCGAACCAACCUGCCAGGCAGGUCGCAAUGCCAACACCGUUGUCAACCCCGCCAAACAGGAAGAGGAGCAAAAGAGAAGCACUGAUGUCAUACUCUGCACUAAAAUGUGAAAAAGUAUUUGUUUUACUUCAUUACAUUGUGACUAAUUUUGUUUAUUCAAACUUUUACACAGCGUUCCAGUUUUAUUGUAAUUUAUUACAGUUUAGGUCAAUCCAAAAAUGACAACUUAUGCCUGAUAGGCAGCAAUAUACAUAAAAUGCAUUUCAAUAAAACCAUAAAAAUCACAUUAAUCUACACAAGAUAAAUGGUUAAAUAAAGAUUAAAAAUUGUCAUGUGAUAAAUUCAUUGGAAGUGUUCAAACACCAAUAUAGUCAAGCUUUUUAAACCGCUUGUCAGCUAAAAGACAGGAAGUAGAAUCAUUCACCAGCCACCAGCCACUUCAUUAGGUACACUAUCUUAUGGACCCAAUGUAAACUAACAUGUUUAUUACUCCACUUUAUAACAUUUUGGUUAUCUUA